CCAUAAACGGCCUUGGCUUUUCUUUUAUCCCAACUCUCAAAACUGAUUCCCUCCUCCCUCAUUUCCCCCCAACAAGGGAAAAAGUUCGCCCUCAUAUAUAACUUCCUGAAUGCAAUGACAGUUGAUUGCAUCACAAGUAAAACUUCACCAGCCAUGCCUCCACAGCACAAAGAUGAAGCCAGAGAUGAUGAGAAACCCCUAGUUUUCGAUGUCUCAGUGCUCCGGCACCAACCCGACAUCCCAAAACAGUUCAUUUGGCCCGACGAGGAAAGGCCGUGCGCAAACGCCUCGGAUCUCCCCGUCCCGCUCAUCGACUUGGGUGGGUUCCUCUCCAAAGACCCGACUGCCUCCAUGGAGGCAUCGAGGUUCGUGGGGGAGGCAUGCCAGAAGCACGGCUUCUUCCUCGUCGUCAAUCACGGCGUGGACGCUGGCCUCAUUUCGGACGCUCACAAAUACACGGACAGUUUCUUUGGGUUACCGCUCAGCGAGAAGCAGAGGGCUCAGAGGAAGCUUGGUGAGCAUUGCGGAUAUGCCAGUAGCUUCACUGGCAGGUUCUCUUGCAAGCUCCCGUGGAAAGAAACGCUUUCCUUCAGCUACUCUGCCGAGAAAAGCUCAUCCAAUGUCGUGGAAGACUACUUCAACAACACCAUGGGCGAAGAGUUUGAGCAAUUCGGGAGGGUGUACCAGGACUAUUGUGAGGCCAUGAGCACACUCUCUCUAGGAAUAAUGGAGCUGCUAGGAAUGAGCCUAGGAAUUGGCAGAGACCAUUUCAGGGAGUUUUUCGAAGGCAACGAUUCGAUCAUGAGGCUCAACUAUUACCCACCCUGCCAGAAGCCGGACCUCACACUAGGAACCGGUCCCCAUUGCGACCCGACAUCCUUAACCAUCCUACACCAGGACCAAGUCGGCGGGCUCCAAGUGUUUGUCGACAACGAGUGGCGUUCCAUCAGCCCAAAUGUCAACGCGUUCGUCGUCAACAUUGGCGACACUUUUAUGGCUCUGUCAAAUGGGCUAUACAAGAGCUGCUUGCACAGGGCAGUGGUGAACAGCCAAACUCCAAGGAAGUCCCUCGCCUUCUUCUUGUGCCCGAGGAACGACAAAGUGGUGAGACCGCCGAGCGAGCUAGUCGAGACGUCCUGUCCAAGAGCGUACCCGGACUUCACCUGGCCGAUGCUCCACGAGUUCACUCAGAAGCAUUAUAGGGCCGACAUGAACACACUCCGAGUGUUCACUAACUGGCUUCAACAGAAAACAUCUGAACCAGUCUGGUGAUGAAGCUUUGUCACAACUAGAGAGAUCUACCUGGAGGAGCAAAAAGUUGCAGCAACGAACAAAGGGGUGAAAAUUUUCUUCUGCCAAGGGGAAGAAAAUGACAUUGACGAGGAGGAAGACGAUGAGAGAUCAAAAGGGAAGUGGUGGGCGUUCUUUAAGGAGGUUGGAGGGGGACAAAUAGAAAGUUAGAGGAAAAGCCAAAAUAUCUUUUACGUUCAGCUAGAUAGUACUAGCAACGAUGAUGAUGAUGAUGAUGAUCAAAAGGCAAGAGAUCAAGAAACAUGAGAACCAAUAAAGAGCUGGAAUACAUCAGCUAAUUUUUGUAUUUUUUUGUUUUUGUUUUUCGUUUUGUCUUUGGUUAUUGUAGAAAAGUUUACCCAACAGUAGCGAGUCUGCCUUGAUGUAAAAUCGCAUUUUAGAGAAUAGUUGCAUUAUUAGAUGUUCCCAGUUUUUUCA
Molecule: messenger RNA, 1728 nt
Organism: Rhodamnia argentea
Lineage: Eukaryota; Viridiplantae; Streptophyta; Magnoliopsida; Myrtales; Myrtaceae
Product: gibberellin 20 oxidase 1
Exons: 3
Coding region: 115-1272 (385 amino acids)
Biological process (GO): gibberellin biosynthetic process; response to light stimulus; unidimensional cell growth
Molecular function (GO): gibberellin 20-oxidase activity
Source: RefSeq, a predicted model, not a curated record